AUGUCAGGUCGUUUGUUGAAGAAAGUUUUGAAGGAACAAGAAGAGGACCAACGCAUAGAAUCGGACCACGAAGAGGAAGAAGAAGAAGCCCAGCAGCUGAACGGGAAAGCUUCAAUCAAUCCCUUCGACCUCCUCAACGACGAUGACCAUGACCUUGACCACCAGGAGGAUGAAUCAGAAACUUUUGAUGAACCCUCAAUUGUGCCUCAGCUGAAAACUAAGGUUGGUGGUGUGGUUUCAACGUCCAAUCAAAAAUCAAAGAAGAAGAAAAAGAAGAAAGGCAAAGAGGUUUCUUCUUCUUCAAGUACAUCCAAUGUUGAAAAGCCCUUGGAUGCGAUUCUUGAAUCACUCUCUUUGGAUGCCCCUGGAAAAUCAGCUGACACAAAGGAUUGUGAUAAUUUGGGUAAGCCAUGUGCACCCUCUACAUUACAAGUGGAUCCCAAGUUUUUAAAUGCUGAAAAUGAGAUGCGAAGAAUCUUUGGCUCUAAGGUGGUAAGGUCCUUUGAGAAACAUGAGCGAAGUGGCAGUUCUAGAAUGGCACGAGGUGGAAGACGCAGUGCUUAUAUUCCUAGAAAAACUAUCCUGAUCACACCAUCAGAGCAUUGGCCUCGCUGGGAUGGUUCUUUGUCCAUGGAAUUUCUUCACGUGAGCGAAGGAUACCAUCACUUUCGAUAUGUACAUUCCUCAUCCUACCGUCAAGCACAGAGUGAAUUUGAAGCUGCCAAAGCUAUACAUGAUAUCAAUGCCAUUGCAAGUGUUUUAUUAUACCAUCCUUAUCAUUUGGAUUCUCUUAUAACUGUGGCAGAGUACUAUAAGUUUACGGGUGAGCAUCAAAUGUCAGCAGAACUGAUCUCGAAGUGUUUAUAUGCUUUGGAAUGUGCAUGGAAUCCAAUGUUCACCCCCUUGCAGGGUAAUUGCCAAGUGAAAUACAGCUAUGAAACAAACAAGCCUCUGUUCACCGUACUUUUUACUCACAUGAAAAAUAUGGAUAUGCGUGGCUGCCAUCGAUGCGCUUUAGAAGUUUGCAAGUUGUUACUUUCACUAGAUUCUGAUGAUCCAAUGGGGGCCAUGUUCUGUGUUGACUAUUUUUCUUUGAGGUCAAUGGAGUAUGCUUGGCUAGAACGGUUCUCUGAAGAGUAUAAAAGUGAUAACUCCUUAUGGUUGUUCCCAAAUUUUUCAUAUUCCCUUGCCAUUUGCCGUUCCUAUCUUGAGAAAGAGGAACCUUCAAAAGAUGCACUUGUAAAAACUGCUAAGGCUACUUCAACUGAUCUUAUGAAGCAGGCAUUGAUGCUUCACCCCACAGUCUUAAAGAAAUUAGUGGACAAGGUACCUUUGAAGGACAAGGUGUGGGUGGAUAUACUCAAAAAUGCAUUUUUCCGAGCAGAUCAAGUAGGAAUCCCAUCGUUGGAUCACCUAAUAAACAUAUAUGUUGAGAGAAAUAGUCUUAUAUGGAGGCUCCCGGAGCUGCAAAAUUUGCUGAGGGAUGCUGCACAGCUUGUGAUUGAAAGACUAAGGCAUAAUAGUAGUGAUAAGAAGGAUUGGGCAUGCGUGAGAAAAGAAGCAUUCUCAUCUGAGAAAAAUGAGUAUGCCCACUUGUUGGUUUCAGAUUUUGCUUCUUCGGCGCCAUCUGCCCCACCUGAAGUUUUGCAACAUUUCAUGCUUGAUCCAAGGAUGAGGGAUGCUGCGCAGCACCCUGUUGGAGAUCCAAUGGAGGGUGGCCGUGCUCCCCGUAAUGUUGCAAAUCGAAAUACAUUGGCUGUUUUGCUUGAGUCAAUGCUACCAUGGGUUCAUUAUGGGGAUGGAGAUGGAGGUGUUGAGGAGGAAAACCAAGUAAAUGGCCAUGGUGCAGGCAAUGACUAG
Molecule: messenger RNA, 1860 nt
Organism: Prunus armeniaca (apricot)
Lineage: Eukaryota; Viridiplantae; Streptophyta; Magnoliopsida; Rosales; Rosaceae
Source: the annotation of a GenBank genome assembly